CUCUCCCGGCGCACGGUGCUCCCAGACCCAGGGUAGAAGAGGAGGCUGCGGGGGGUUGUUAACGUGUUAUAAAAGAGCGGGAAAGUAGUAAAAGAAUACACGUAAGGGCUAGGUUAGCACGUUAGCUCUGAUGCUAGUGCUCCCCGUGAGGUUAAUCAAGGAUACCCGGAGGGAGGAGCACAUGUCGGGCUGGUCAACGCUUCCGAUGAGCUACAUGGAUGUUUUAUGCGAGCUGGUGAUUGGAGUUCACUUAAUAAUACUUUCCCUCGACGUGACGGUCGUCACAGCCCGGUAGCCGUGUUCCCUUCGGUGCGUCCCCGCGUCGACGGCACGGAGCUCCGGUAACCGGCUGGUGAAUAAAGAGCUCCAUGAAGAGGUGGAUACUCGUUUAUCAGGGACCUACGGGCACGGAACACCUGGGAAGGGCAGGAUGGGCGCCUCCUUGUCUCCACCUGCUGCUCCUCCAGUCUGGGCGGAGGCCUCGGCGGCCGCCCCCCCUCAGGCCUGUCCCAUGCACCAAGAAGCCCCGCCUGCUGAAGCGGCUCCACCUGUGGAGUGCCCCAUGCAUGCAGCUCAGCCCGUGACAGCUUCCCCCCCGCCGGAGUGUCCGAUGCACCGAGCGGCACCGGGUCCAGUUCACCAGGACCGGGCCUACGACUUCGUGGAGUGUCCCAUGAAAGCUGCAGAAAGCACGAAGAGCGACAUCGACCCGGCCAACAUGAUGCCUCCUCCCAACCAGGUGCCAGCUCUGGACCAGCCCUUCGCCCUCCCCCUGGCCAGAGAGGAGUCCACAAUUCCUCGCCACGACACGGAGAAGAACUGGGUCUACCCGUCCGAGCAGAUGUUCUGGAACGCCAUGCUGCGGAAAGGGUGGCGCUGGCGUGAAGACGACCUCGCCGCUCAAGAUAUGAGCAACAUCAUUAAAAUCCACAACACCAACAACGAGCAGGCCUGGCAGGAGAUCCUGAGAUGGGAGGCGCUGCACGCCGGCGAAUGUCCUUGUGGGCCGACCCUGAAGCGGUUCGGGGGUAAAGCCAAAGAGUUCUCCCCCAGGGCUCGGAUCCGCCACUGGAUGGGCUACGAGCUGCCGUUCGACCGCCACGACUGGGUCAUCGACCGCUGUGGGAGGGAGGUCCGCUACGUCAUCGACUACUACGACGGAGAGGUCAACAAGGACAACUACCAGUUCUCCACGCUGGACGUGCGCCCCGCCUACGACUCUCUGGGCGCCGUCUGGGACCGCAUGAAGGUCACCUGGUGGCGCUGGACCUCCUAGGACACACACACACACACACACACACACUCACACUGGCGCUCCUUAUGCUCCUCACAGGACGUGAGGCGCUGGGAGGGAAACCCAGAACUCGUGAAAUGACUGUGGCUCCAUCUCAUCGUCGUGACCCCGAGGAACGUCUUCUCUUGUGCUGCAGGUCAAAGGUCAGCGGGCGUCUCGCACGCCGACAGUAAGGAACACACGGUCUGUUGUCCUCGGGAGGUCAUCGCCCAUCUGGGCUCGGGCCUAAAUUAUUAUUUAGUAUCUAACGGACUAGAGGUCAGCAGACGUCUUCUGCUGCUUCAGUUUGAACCCUUCAUUCUUUGACCUCUUGACCUUUCCUGCAGUCCCACGCUGCCUUCACGUUAAAGCCGCUCUGACUCGCCGGAGCAUUUAAAGUAAAACACGAGUCACUGCUCUGCUGCUUCACAGAGUCUUUGAACAUGAGAAGGAAAGUGAAUGUUCUUGGGAAAUGAUUCCAUGAGCUGAACGUGAACUUCUAGUUUCACCUGAAGGAAGUUGAAUCUGAAGGUUCUGUUCAGAAUCACAUGUUCAGAUGGUUCUGGACUGUUUCUCCCUGUUGUGCUCAAAGGUUUCAGCUUCAUGAAUAGCUUCUAUUCUUCAUUUGGAAUCGAUGUUUGUAUAUAGUGAACAUAUAUAAAUAAAAUACAAGUCCCACUCGGA
Messenger RNA from Pseudoliparis swirei, 1957 nucleotides. RefSeq names its product holocytochrome c-type synthase. Gene Ontology annotation, molecular function: holocytochrome-c synthase activity. The record is from RefSeq and is a predicted model, not a curated record. Bases 431 to 1276 code for a protein of 281 amino acids. Gene Ontology annotation, cellular component: mitochondrion. The transcript is spliced from 8 exons. Lineage: Eukaryota; Metazoa; Chordata; Actinopteri; Perciformes; Liparidae. Gene Ontology annotation, biological process: cytochrome c-heme linkage.